CGUGUUCGUGGGUUCAGCUCAAACCCAGUUUCGUCGCUGUCGUUCUUCUGCAAUUCCGUGUUGGUCCCGGUCAAACGAAGUGUCUAGGUUUUGCACUUAACUAAGACAGGAAGAGCUGUGAGAGGACUCUGUAGAACUUCAGUAAUUUUGUGGGUGACCUUCGUUAUCUGUGAAGAGCGAGUCAACGAACACAGAGUUAUCCCCUGUUAGCUCUUCGCAUUCCUUUGCUAUUUAAUAAGCCGUCUCUCCGCGAAUAUUAGAGACAAAUAAUGCCUAAAGCUGAAAUGGAAGGAAAAGGCAAUAUUCGCCACAAGGAUUUGUAAUUCUUGUAAUAGCAAUGUUGAGUUUUUUAUGGGCAAUGACAUGGUGGUUAAUGUCUGUUACCGGCAUCAAUUUCUCUGCACGCAUGUAGAAAAGCUCUAAGCAUGUUGGCAGGGCCUGAACAAUCCAAAGUCAGAGCUUCCAGAUUCAUUUACAUCUUCGCCGUUCUCUUUCCUUGCAACAUUCCAAGUUUAUUCAUGGCAGAUCUCAAAGAACGCCUCCUCCCACCAAGACCUGCGUCAGCUGUUGACCUUAAAGAAGCAUCUCAUCGUUCAUUUUUGCUGGGACGUCAGCCUUUCCAAAGCAUGGAUGUUAUAGGUCUUAAGAAACGAGGUCAAGGUCUUCGGUCAUGGAUUCGUGUUGAUACCUCUGGGGAUUCCGAGAUAAUCGAGGUUGACAAGUUCACAAUGAUGCGCCGUUGUGACCUUCCAGCCCGUGAUUUGCGCCUGCUUGAUCCAUUAUUUGUUUAUCCCUCUACAAUUCUUGGGAGAGAGAAGGCUAUAGUUGUUAACUUAGAGCAAAUUCGAUGUAUUAUCACGGCGGAUGAGGUUUUGCUUUUAAACUCCCUCGAUAGUUAUGUGUUUCAGUAUGUGGUGGAGCUACAACGCCGGCUGACAACAGCUGGGGCACGUGAGGUUUGGCAACCAGAAGGUGCAGAUUUCAGCAGAAGGAGAGGAAGUAGAAACUUUGAUGAUUUGUUUGGCAACACUUCCCCAGAUUAUUUGCCUUUCGAGUUUCGGGCCCUUGAAGUUGCUUUAGAAACUGCUUGUACUUUUCUUGAUUCUCAGGCAGCAGAACUAGAAAUCGAAGCUUAUCCAUUGCUGGAUGAACUUACUUCCAAGAUUAGUACAUUAAAUUUGGAGCGUGUUCGACGUUUGAAAAGCAGACUCGUGGCAUUGACCAGGAGAGUUCAGAAGGUUAGGGAUGAGAUAGAACAGCUAAUGGAUGACGACGGAGACAUGGCUGAGAUGUAUCUCACUGAGAAGAAACGAAGAGCGGAGUCAUCGUACUAUCUUGAUCAGUCUUCGACUGGCUACAGGUCCAAUGAUGUUGCACAAUCCUUUUCUGCUCCUGUUUCUCCCGUUUCUUCACCUCGUGAUGGCCGAAAACUUGAGAAGAGCCAAAGUAUAGCGAGGAGCCGGCAUGAGAGCAUGAGGAGUUCAGAAAGCUCUACCGAUAGAAUAGAAGAGCUGGAGAUGCUGUUGGAAGCUUACUUUGUUGUCAUCGAUAGCACUUUGAACAAGUUGACUUCGCUAAAGGAGUACAUUGAUGACACAGAAGAUUUCAUUAACAUUCAGCUGGACAAUGUCCGAAACCAGCUGAUACAAUUUGAACUGCUGCUGACGACUGCGACUUUCGUUGUUGCUAUCUUCGGCGUGGUGGCGGGGAUUUUUGGGAUGAACUUCGACGUCUCGUUCUUUGACAAUGCCGAUGCAUUUCAGUGGGUCCUCAUCAUAACAGGAGUAUGCGGUUUAGUCAUUUUCAGUGCUUUUGUGUGGUUCUACAGGUACAAACGACUCAUGCCUCUAUAAAUGUGUCGGGAAUCUCUUAGAUCUUUGACGGAUUGAAUUCAUCGUAGCUAUUCUUUUGUAUAGCUGCACAUUCCAGACCUGUAGAUGAUAUGGAGGAAUCAGAAAAAUGAGGAAAAAGCGGGUUUUUAUUGUCGGUUCUUUCAAUGUGUGAGCUCAUACUGAAACUGCUUGAUUCUAACCUGUGUCCAUUAUCGAAUUCAUGCCAUGCAUAAACAAAAAUGAACCUCAAAAGUAGCUGUCUUAAAGGCAAUGUCAAUAAGGAGGCUAAGAAUUUGUGACUGGUCUUGAA
This is a messenger RNA of Rhodamnia argentea, 2142 nucleotides long. RefSeq names its product magnesium transporter MRS2-1-like. Lineage: Eukaryota; Viridiplantae; Streptophyta; Magnoliopsida; Myrtales; Myrtaceae. Gene Ontology annotation, molecular function: magnesium ion transmembrane transporter activity. Gene Ontology annotation, cellular component: membrane. The transcript is spliced from 6 exons. The record is from RefSeq and is a predicted model, not a curated record. Bases 426 to 1853 code for a protein of 475 amino acids. Gene Ontology annotation, biological process: transmembrane transport; magnesium ion transport.